UUGAAUAAACACAACGCACGGCAAUUUAGCAUUUAUUCAAUUUGUUUUAAUAUUUGAAAAGAAAACGAAAAUAGAAUAUUAAAUAAUUUGCAUAAUGGCGCGUGGCAAGAAACAAAAUCCGUUUGCAGCUAGAAAACGGCAAAAGCGUGCAAAUGGUGCUCCAGAGCGUCCCGAUCGUCGUGCCGAGCCUUAUAAGGAAAUUGAGCGUGAUAAUGCGUCGUUCAUUAAAUACUAUCACCUGCAGAAUAUCUGCGCCAACGAGGAGGAGUGGACACAGUUUUUGGCCAGCAUACGCGACAAUUUGCCGACCACAUUCCGUGUGACAGGCUUCAAGGAUGAGGCGAAGGCGCUGUUGAAUAUAAUAAAGACGCAAUUGUUUACCGAAUAUGUGCGCGCUGUCGCUGAGCUGCACGAGCUGCCCGCGGAACAGGUGGAACGUCCACUAUGCCUGCCCUGGUAUCCCAAUGGCUUGGCCUAUCAAUUGCAUUUGACACGCAAGGAUAUCCGUCGCUCGGAGCCGCUCUUUCGGCUGCACAACUUUCUCAUUGUUGAGACGAAAGCGGGCAGCAUAAGUCGCCAGGAGGCGGUGUCCAUGAUACCGCCACUAGUGCUAGAUGUGCAGCCCACGGACAAGGUGCUGGACAUGUGCGCGGCGCCCGGUUCAAAGACAGCACAGCUAAUUGAGGCGCUGCAUGCGGCGCCCGAACAGCACAAAAUACCGCCGGGCUUUGUGCUGGCCAACGAUGUGGACAACAAUCGCUGCUAUAUGCUCGUGCAUCAGGCCAAACGGCUCAACUCGCCCUGUCUGCUGGUGACCAAUCACGACAGCAGCUUCUUUCCAAACCUGCUGCAGACCGAUGCCGCCACCGGCAGCAAAUCCAUACUCAAGUUCGACAAGAUACUGUGCGAUGUGCCCUGCUCGGGCGAUGGCACGCUGCGCAAGAAUCCCGAUAUCUGGAUGAAAUGGAAUCUGGCGCAGGCAUACAAUCUGCAUGGUGUCCAGUAUCGGAUUGUCCGGCGCGGUGCCGAGAUGUUAGCGGUUGGCGGGCGUCUGGUCUACUCCACAUGCUCGCUAAAUCCCAUUGAGAAUGAGGCGGUGCUUCAGCGCAUCAUUAAGGAUGCGGAUGGCGCACUGGAGCUGGUCGAUGCUGCGCAUCUAGUGCCUGGCCUCAAACACAAACCGGGCAUGACCAACUGGAAGCUGGCCACCAAAGAGGUGGAUGCCGUCUAUAGCAAUUUUGAUGAGGUGCCCGAGCAGCUGCACACGAUAAUACGCCCGGCAAUGUUCCCGCUGCCCGCCGAAGAAUUGGCCACAAUUGGCCUGGAAAAGUGUAUGCGUGUGCUGCCACAUUUGCAGGACAGCGGUGGCUUCUUUGUGGCCGUCAUCGAGAAGCGACGUCCAUUGAAUUUCGAGAAGAACGAUUUGCAGGAUUUGCUGCUGCAGCAGCAGGCCGAAACGGCGCCGCAGCCAGAAACACAGCUAGAUGAGGCCGGCAAGCCAGUGGAGGAGAAAUCGACGCCAUGGGGACCACAGCGCAAGCGCCGUCGCCUGCAUGGCUACAAGGAGGAUCCGUAUGUGUUCUUUGGCGAGCAGGAUGCCGACUACGAGUCCAUCCAGCAGUUCUAUCAGCUGGACGAAUCGCUCAACAAACGCUGCCUGCUCACCCGUUGCCAAACGGAGCGCAAGAAGAACAUUUACUACUGCUCGGAGCCGAUACGCGAUCUGGUCGUUAACAAUGAAAAGAACAUCAAGAUCAUCAAUACGGGCGUAAAGACGUUUGUGCGCUGCGAGAAUCGCCAUACGGCGCAUCCGUAUCGCUUGGCCCAGGAGGGUCUGCAGACAUCGAAUGCGUUCAUUGGCAAUAGUCGACGCAUUCAGGUGGAGCGCGAUGAUCUGGUGCUGCUGCUCAACUGCACGGAUCCAACGAAGCCGCCGUCAACGCUUGAAUUGAAGCCGGAAACACAGCAGCGCUGCAAGGAGCUGGGCAUUGGCAGCUGCGUUCUCAAGUAUGUGGACGAGGCGUUUACCCUCUUCAUUGUUGGCUGGCGCGGCACCUCCAGCCUGCGCGCCUACGUCGAUCGCGAUGAGACGGUGCACAUUCUGCGCCUGCUUGGCGCCGAUCUAAGCAAGUUUGAGGUCAAUAAAUACGAGAAGGCCAAGGAGGCAGCUGCCGCAGCAGCUGCUGCUGCUGCAGCAGGCGAUGUUGCAGAGCAAAAGGUAGAGCUGGAGCUGCAAGAAAGCGUCGGCUCGGACAAGGACUAGCAUGUACACCUAAAAUAUUAUUAUAACGGAAUUAAACUGACCACAAUUAUUGUUUAUCAUA
Messenger RNA from Drosophila novamexicana, 2324 nucleotides. It is a transcript of the gene Nsun2, whose product is annotated as tRNA (cytosine(34)-C(5))-methyltransferase. Bases 95 to 2263 code for a protein of 722 amino acids. Gene Ontology annotation, molecular function: tRNA binding; tRNA (cytidine-N5)-methyltransferase activity. The record is from RefSeq and is a predicted model, not a curated record. Lineage: Eukaryota; Metazoa; Arthropoda; Insecta; Diptera; Drosophilidae. Gene Ontology annotation, cellular component: nucleus; cytoplasm. The transcript is spliced from 3 exons. Gene Ontology annotation, biological process: tRNA methylation.